AUGUCUCGAGCCAAUUCGCGGAUGGGGUCGCGGCCAGUAUCCGCGGCAGGUGGUGGCCCCGCCCCGUUGCAAGGAUUUGGCCGGACUAACCACGACACCAGCAACAGAACUACGCUGCCACCCUCACAGGUCUUGGGGCGCGGUCGAUACAAGCCAGUCAAAGCCAAGGCGUCAUAUGUGGAUGAGUCGCUCUUUGGCGAGCCCUCUCGCAAGUCGGCGAGUGAACGGCAGCAGCAGCAGACCAAGUGGGCCGCACCAUGGCAUGAGCCUUCGAGCCGACCUACCAGCAGUGCCAAAGCAUCACGUGCCCAGCCUAGUGACCGUACCUCAUGGCUACAGUCGGCCCAGCCGCGGUCCAUGCGCGCUGUUGACCCCGGCAAGUACAAGAGUACCGAUCCUUGGAACGGACCAUUGACGAACACAGCCCCCCCGGCCAAAGGAGCUCGCAAGGCCAUGCCCUCGGAUCCUUGGCGAGGUUCGGGCUUUCACCAAGCCAAUCCUGCCCGACGUGGCCUGGCCAAACCGCCUGCUGCCACGAUUGAUCUCACUCAGGACAAGAGAUAG
This is a messenger RNA of Monosiga brevicollis MX1, 564 nucleotides long. RefSeq lists its product as uncharacterized. NCBI's taxonomy places the organism in Eukaryota, Choanoflagellata, Craspedida, Salpingoecidae. The coding region runs from base 1 to 564 and encodes 187 amino acids. Gene Ontology annotation, cellular component: nucleus; cytoplasm. The transcript has a single exon. Gene Ontology annotation, molecular function: tubulin binding. The record is from RefSeq and is a predicted model, not a curated record. Gene Ontology annotation, biological process: Notch signaling pathway; nuclear export; negative regulation of Notch signaling pathway.